This is a messenger RNA of Rhododendron vialii, 1509 nucleotides long. RefSeq lists its product as uncharacterized. Gene Ontology annotation, molecular function: protein binding. Lineage: Eukaryota; Viridiplantae; Streptophyta; Magnoliopsida; Ericales; Ericaceae. The transcript has a single exon. The coding region runs from base 204 to 1409 and encodes 401 amino acids. The record is from RefSeq and is a predicted model, not a curated record.
UUAUUUGACUUUUAUAAGCACUUUAUUCCAAUGGAAUGCUUUUAAAUUCUAUAUCAAAGAUGUCACAGCAGUUUUUAUUGAAAACACUCGUGAGAUAUAGCACAAUUGUAGUAGUAACCUUAUCAUCAAUUUUCUCUCUCUAGUGAUACCGAUUGAUAAGUACUUCUUGUUUCCCAUCUUUUCCUUUCUCAUAACAGAACACAAUGAGCAGUUACAUGUCCAUUGAAAUUCUACUCCCUUAUUUCUUCAUCCUUCUUUCUUUGUUUUUCUCACUACCGUCACCGGCCUCGCCGAAAUCACUGCUACCGCUACCGCUACCGCUACCGCCACUAAUUUUCGCAGACCAACGUCUGGCUGCGGUCUACCCAAUAAUUCAAAAUUUCAAGAAAAUUAUAGCCUCGGACCCCCUAAACAUCACAAAAACAUGGGUGGGUGCGGACGUAUGCAAAUACAGGGGAUUCUUCUGCGACCACCCUCCCGAUAACGAGACCGCGAUCGCCCUCGCCUCGGUCGACUUCAAUGGGUUCCGACUCAUCGCUCCAACGCUCGACGGGUUCCUCGAUAGUCUCCCUGAUAUCGCUCUCUUCCAUGCCAACUCCAACUUCUUUUCUGGCUCCAUCCCGCCGAAAAUCGCCAACCUCCCAUACCUCUACGAGCUCGACAUAAGCAACAACUUGUUCACCGGAUCAUUUCCCGAUUCAAUUCUAGGCAUGAAAACCCUGUCUUUCUUGGACAUACGGUACAAUCUGUUCUCGGGAGCAGUCCCGCCUCAGUUAUUCACCGAUGAAACCCUAGACGCGUUGUUCCUCAACAACAACAAUUUCAUGCAAAGACUCCCAGAUUAUUUGGGAAACAACCGGCUACUCUAUCUCACCUUAGCCAACAACAAGUUCUUCGGUCCGAUCCCUCGUUCCAUCGCGAAAACCCUGUCCUCUCUAACAGAGGUUCUGUUUCUGAACAACAUGUUGAGCGGAUGCCUUCCGUAUGAACUCGGGUUACUCAAAAAGGCCGUGGUUCUGGAUGCCGGAAACAAUCGUUUAACGGGACAGAUACCCUUUUCGUUGGGAUGCUUGGAAAAUGUGGAGGUGCUGAAUUUCGCGGGUAACCUUUUCUAUGGCAUGGUACCGGAAGUUGUGUGCGCGCUGGGAAAUUUGGCGAAUUUAUCGCUUUCCGACAACUAUUUCACGCUUCUAGGGCCGAUUUGUCAGAGUUUGAUCAUGAAAGGAGUGAUUGAUGUGGGGAACAACUGCAUUCCCAACGCUCCGUUUCAAAGACCGGUCGAGGAAUGCGCGGAUUUCUUUGCGCAACCGAGGUACUGUCCGUAUAUCGCGACGUAUAGUUACAUUCCUUGUUUGCUUCCCGAUUCUAGUUUUCCGCCGUUCGUUCAACCUGCGCCUCAGCCUUCUUGAAUUUUGUUUCUGAUUUGGGUGUUUGUAAGUUUCGGUUUUUGUUGAUCAAUAUGUUCACUUAUAUGUGUUUGUAAUGAAAGAUUAAGAUUUUCACUUGCCA